AGGUCGUAGCCAAAGUCUUCACGCUGGAAAGAGCUAUGGCGAAAAUCUUCCGACCGUCCUCCGGCCCAAAGCUGAAGUUCGGUCGGCAACUGUACAACUCCGUCGUGCGGGCCACUAUGGCUUACAGAUGCUCCAUUUGGUAUCGAACGACUGGGCGGACGGCGUUGCAGGGGUCGCUCAGAAACAAGCUCACGAAGGCCCAAAACCGGUGUCUCCGUGUGCUCGCCGGCGCAUAUCGGCCAACCUCAAUUGAAGAACUACAGAAAGAAGUUGUCACGGAGAGCGCCCUCCUCUACCUGGAAAGAAGGGCCACUGCUACUAAGGCCAAGUUUGUCGAUACCCCGAACUAUCACGGACUCUGCCGCAUUCUGAACGACAUCUGCGACCGCGCCCGUGUGGUGUGCACAGUCCGCAUCCACUCGAGCGAGCGGCAGCGCCUCCAGCGGGUUGUAGACCCGUCGGAGCUAUUGCGCGAAGACUGGGGGUUGAUCAAGGCGGCCUGCGAUUGGUGGGGGCUUGGCGAGGACCGCCACGACUUUCGCAAGCGCAACGUCGCCAUUCGCGAGUAUACAAGAGCUCUGGCGACUGAAGCAAGCGAGGACGGGUGGCGCGCAUACGCUGCGGAGAAGUUGCAGCAAGGCAAAAGCCGCACGUCUCUGUACGGAGACUGGGGCAUGCACAAUCUGCGCACCCACGAUCAGCUGAGUCGGCCCCAGAGCAUCAUACUCAUCCAGAUGAAGACGGAGCAGAUCGCCCUCAAGGAUUUCAUGCAUAGGUGCAAGGUAAGCUUCACGCCGAGACGAGCUGGGCUGCGGCUAAUAGACGGACAGCUGGCCGAGACACCCCAUUGCGAAUGUGGCGCGCCCCAACAAACUGUGCGGCACUGCCUCCUUGAAUGUCCUCGCUUAGAACUCCCUCGCCGUGAUCUCCUAGCCAAGACUGGCCAUUCCGACAUGCGCUUGUGGCUUACUCGCGAUGGUUCGUCUACCCAACCCUUAUCGGAGCCCCACGUUCCUCCCUGCUAACAUGACGGUAGUCCGCAUUACGACAACGUGGGCGCUUCGCAACCUUCCUCUUCGCCGAUUCGACUGGAUCAGGGAGUACCUCGCUCGGAUCUUCGACGCAGAUCCGUAGUGUCUUACAUAUAGAGUCUUUGCACAUGAUGUAUAGGCA
This is a messenger RNA of Trematosphaeria pertusa, 1173 nucleotides long. RefSeq lists its product as uncharacterized. The record is from RefSeq and is a predicted model, not a curated record. The transcript has a single exon. Bases 36 to 1025 code for a protein of 329 amino acids. NCBI's taxonomy places the organism in Eukaryota, Fungi, Ascomycota, Dothideomycetes, Pleosporales, Trematosphaeriaceae.